AUGACCAGCCAAAAUUGCUCAGUAAACCAUCUCUUACCAGUAGAGCUUUUGCAAAAUAUAUUAGUACAUGUAACCGAUAUUCAAGAUAUCAAACACUAUCGACUUUCAUGCAGACUGUGGCACAGGAUAUCCAGCAAGGUCGCCAAGGCAGAAGUACAUGUUCGACUCAACUGUCGUGCUCGAGCUGUGGCAUUUGUAAACGACUUGGUGCAGUAUUCUUUCAUCGGGCCCCGAGUUGAUAAAGUAUCAAUCACUACAGAGAAAUGUGAUCUACUUGAUCUCAAGAACAUUGCAAGUCUCUGCAUGAAUCUGAAAAAGCUGUAUUUUGGCCACGAUGUGGAUAUGAACAAGUAUCUCAAAAUGUUGUAUAGCAACCAAGUAAAGCUACCCCAUCUCCAAGAUAUUCAAAUACCCAGAUCUACUUGCUUGCAUUAUGGAAUAUUCGCUUUUGGAAUAUAUUCUCGAUUCCACAAAACCCUCGCCAAUUUAGAAUUAUCUGUUAAUCCAACCUUAAAUCAGUUACUCAGAAGAAAUUAUGGUGGUCUCGCAAUGUUUGUCUCCAAUUUUAAGCAGCUAAAGACUUUGCAGCUAAACUACACUCGUCAAAAAGACAUGAAUUCCGUUGAUUUGCAGCCCCUCUUUUCAAAAUACAAUGGAACGUUAAGAAAAAUCAAAAUUGAUGGCAUUGGUGAACUGCUGAUUAAAAGCUCAACCAGCAAGGUACGCCAACAAGAAGAUGGCCUGAUUGAAAUCACCAUAAAGGGGGAUACUCUUGACAUACAAAACCUAACAUUAGCGAUUAAUGCAAUGAAAAGAUCCAACAAUGUUUAUAUCAUCAACAGGCUGGUGAUCUAUCCGUCGUUUAAUGAGCAAUAUGGAAACACAUUUGUGGAAACAGUCCUGGAGGAACUAUCAGAUUACUAUCAGGACCACCGCCAUAUGGUGGACAUGGAUACAACAAACGAUAGUCCAAUGCUAAUAAUAGGCUCGAAAGGCGCAAGUGCAUGUAAAUGGAUCAUGACCCGCACUGAAAAUCACCCCUACCUGCUCAGUUGGCAAAUGAAAGACUGGUCACAGAUCUAA
Messenger RNA from Mucor velutinosus, 1083 nucleotides. RefSeq lists its product as uncharacterized. Gene Ontology annotation, molecular function: protein binding. The transcript has a single exon. The coding region runs from base 1 to 1083 and encodes 360 amino acids. The record is from RefSeq and is a predicted model, not a curated record. NCBI's taxonomy places the organism in Eukaryota, Fungi, Mucoromycota, Mucoromycetes, Mucorales, Mucoraceae.